GUUUUUGACAAACUUACUACGUACUAUACCUGCUAUGCAACAACUUAUUUCCUUAAUUGUAAUCUGACCUCUGGCGCGAGGAUUCUCUCUAUAUAUAUACUGUACUUUAACCAUUGGAAAGGAAGCUCUGGAAGAACCCAGGCAAAAAGCCGGCAGUCCUAUCGCCCGUAGGUUCUGGAUCCUUUCGUGACAGCGACUUGCAACCAGCCAGUCACCUUAGAACGACGUUACAACGCAGACUCAUCAUCCCAUCUGACCCCAAGAGAAAGAGGUCAAGGUCAAAAGCAAUUUCCUCCGUACGGAUCUUCACCACCAACGUUACACACCCUUUCACCUUCUCCCGAAUCUAUACACGUCCAAAACAAUGUUGCUUGUUAUCAGCAUUCCUAAACUGGCCCUAUUCCUAUUUCUCUCGUGAGAGCGAGCACAGCAGCUCAUCAUUGAGGCCGUCCCCAUCGUGGUGCAACAAUGACGGACCCGAACCACCACAUCCCAACCGCUCGCAGCGAAGAAGACAACGACUCAGAGACGGAUUUUGCAGCCCAACAUUUAAUAGGUCAUGAAGAGCCUCUAAUUACCCAAAAUGAUACACACGACGUUAAGGCGCUGCCGCGACGCACACCAGAGGACCUUGUCUUCACUUCUACGACGAUAGCACCCUCACCACCCCCACCGACCUUAUGCGCCCCGUCGCAAUUACGAACGGCCCUGUCUUCCCUGAAUACGGCGCAGCAGAGAUAUUCGGGCGCUUCGAGUCCUGAUUCAAGCCCUGUCAGCGCAUCCAGGCUACGAGUACAAAGAAGCUUCACUUCACGGCCACCGGAGCUCGAUGCGUCAGAUACCAACCAAGAACGGCGUGCCUCAAAGGCCAUCCCUAUUGCGAGGACACCGAGUAUAAAGCAGGUUCUUGCGAGCAGCUUUGGGUCAAACUCGUAUACUGGCUCCGCACCAAACUCGGCCUUAUCUUCGCCUCAACUGAAUGCAAUGCCGGACCUUACACCCCUUCCGUCCCCAAUUAUGUCAAAUGACUCUCCUGGCCCAUGGAGGCGGCGCAUAUCUAGGUCCGAAUACAAUGAAUCCAGGACGGCCCCGCUGACUGGGGAUACGGCUCUCGUGACGCCAAACGGAGAACUGAUCCCGUCAGCUAUUGCGAACGAGUCUAAGCGUCGCGCAUACCACGGACUUCUCCUAAACUCAGAAGACGUUGCCUCCAAACCGUCUAGCUACAAAAGAGAGAUACAAAACUCAACUCACGCAAGGAAUAGAAGCCUGAGCGAAUACACGCCUGAUCCGCAAGCGCCUAAGAAACGCCAGCAGUCUGUUUCAGGCACUUAUCCUAAAGACAUGCCUCCUGAUCAUGCUCCACCCGUAGAUUCCCAUAUGCGCAGAGAGCCGAAUCUUGCGCUGCAGAGAGGCAUUGCGCCAGUACCACGGCCGCCAACGCCGCCAUCCAGUCGAACCGGAGGGGAGAGCAGCGAGAGUGAUUCGGCUGCUUCCAGCGCAACAAAGCCAAUAGUAAAGGAUUAUAAAAAGAGGUCUAAACAUAUUUAUUUCGAUGCGGUCACCAUCGCCGACAAUAGGAAAAGAAGAUGGAGGGCAUUGAAGCUAUUGGGAGAAGGCACUUUCAGCAAAGUUGUCCUAGCAACAAGCCAGUUGGAAAAAGACAGUAAUACGGUAGAUGAAGAUGAUGUAUCUGUUCCAGAUAAUGGCGCCACGGAAGCCGCAUUAACUGAGGCGGACACCAAGAAACUGGUAGCUGUCAAGAUAUGUGAGCAUGGCCCUAAAGGAGGCGCAUCUGAAGAAAGAGUGGAAAUUUCUCUGAAACGAGAGCUGGAGCUUAUGAAAUCGAUACACCACCCGUCAUUGGUAGAGCUACAAGCAUGGAGCAUGGAGGAGUCUAGAGCGAUUCUUGUGCUAGGUUACUGCCCCGGCGGAGACCUAUUCGAAGUUGCAAGCCAGCGCCCUUCAAUCCUUGGUCCAUCUCUUCUCCAACGGAUAUUCGCGGAGAUCGUUUCUGCUAUACAAUAUUUGCAUGAGCGCCACAUAGUUCAUCGCGAUAUCAAGCUAGAGAAUGUCUUGGUCAAUCUCCCACACUCGGAGCUAACAAAACCCACCGACUGGAGUACAUACCCACACUCUGUCAUAACUGUUACGGACCUUGGCUUGGCAAGAUAUGUAACGGAUGAUGAGAAGCUUACGACAAGAUGUGGAAGCGAUGAUUAUGCAGCUCCAGAGGUGAUCAUGGGCCAGCCAUAUGAUGGUCGUGCCGUAGACGCCUGGAGCCUGGGCGUCCUUCUCUAUGCCCUUCUGGAGUCGAGGCUUCCUUUUGACCCCAACCCUGGGCUAUCGGAGGGCCACAAGCAGCGAUCCAGAACCUCCCACCGGAUUGCCAGGGUAGAGUGGAGAUGGGUCAUGUGGGAAGGUGAAGACGGCGACCAUGAGGCAGAUGAAGCGAAAUUUGAAGCUGCUGGCCUGAAGACGGCAAUGGAAAUAACCGAAAAUCUUUUGAAAAGAGCGCGCAGUCGAUGGACUGUAGACAGGGUGGCACAGAUUGAGUGGGUGAAAAAUGCUAUUCGUGUUGAUGGCGGCAUUAGGUUUCGGAACGAAGAAGAGGUGGGAAAGGCGGACGACAUAGAGUUAUUAUGAUACUGACAGGAGAGUCCGCCUGUAUAUUUAAUUAUUGGACAAUCAUUACCGUGAAUACUAAAGGAGUUUUGGGAAAGGUGGGGUUUGUCACAUAGGAAUGGUUCUGACAAAGGGGGGCAAGGGAACUUCGGGGAUAAUGGAACGGAAAGGUUGGCAAUUUAGAUACAGCUGUACAAACAUUAUAGGCGGGUAACAGGAUGACCAUUAAUUGAG
Molecule: messenger RNA, 2859 nt
Organism: Pseudogymnoascus verrucosus
Lineage: Eukaryota; Fungi; Ascomycota; Leotiomycetes; Thelebolales; Thelebolaceae
Exons: 3
Coding region: 469-2646 (725 amino acids)
Biological process (GO): intracellular signal transduction; protein phosphorylation
Cellular component (GO): cytoplasm
Molecular function (GO): ATP binding; protein serine/threonine kinase activity
Source: RefSeq, a predicted model, not a curated record